UCCGGAAGCCGCGAGGGGCGGGACGGGGCGGGCGCAGGGGUGGGAGCAGAGAGCGGCCCGACCGCCUCCUGCGCUCCGGGGGCCCUGGGGUGGGGUGUGAAUAAAAGAACAAUUUUAAGUUGGCAGGAGCUGUUGACUUCCUCGAAGGAAGGGAGGCCUUGCAGAGAGACCUCGACAAAUCGGAGGGUUGGGCAGUCAGCAACCGUGUGAAGCUUAACGUGGGCAAGUGCCGGAUUCUGCCCCUGGGAUGAGGAAACCCUGGUUGUGAGUAUAGACUGGGGAACGAGAGGCUGGAGACCUGGGGAUCCUGGUCCAUGGCAAGUUGAACGUGAGUCAGCAGUGCCCUGGCAGCCAGGAGGGUCAACCGUGUCCUGAGGGCAUCAGCAGCUUUUAGAUGUUAGCAAUGACAUUCACCUAUUUGGAAUAUAAUCUGCUAAAAAUGUAGCCAUAAGUUAUAUGUUGCUGGGAAAAAUAUGACCAGUGGAGAAAAAAUCCAAAAGAGACUGAACAUUGCCAUAAAACAGCAGCUAAGAAAGCUUUAAAUGAGGAACUUCUGAGGAGCAUUCAAGAGUUUGAGAGGGAGAUUAAUCAGUGGAGCUGUAGUCUGCCAUCUGUGACAUGUGGAAGCCAACUCGGCAUGGCCACUACGGAGAAGUGGCAGCUGCAGAGCAUGGGACCAGACCUCACUGCAGAGCCUGCAGCCACAAGGGUUGAUUUAAGGUUCUCCAGGAAAGCAGAAAUCAGAAAUGAGUAGAAGACUGCAGACCUUGUUUGGGAAAGGAGCAGUGCUUAAUGACUGGCUGGUCAAAAGUUUGAGAAGAGAUUCUUCUUUUGCUAUUUGACUGUCAAGUUAAAACAUUGGCUUCAGAAAUGUUUGAGGUUUUGUGCCUUUUUGUGGAAGAAGUGACUGUGUAAAUGGAACUAAUUGUACUGAAGCUCAAUGAAUCCUUCAGAGGAAUUAUGUCUUCUGCAGCACUGGUUCCACUAUCCUUCAGCUACUUUUAAGUUUUUAGGAAUGGAGAAGCUGAUUGUUUGUGUGCACAAAAGGCAAAAUGCUCUCUGUAGGCUGAUUUGCUUUCCGUGGGCUGGAGGUGGAACUUCUCUACUUGCUCAGUGGGGCAAACGGUUAAGCAACUCAAUUGAAGUGUUCUGUGUAAGGUAUCCUGGAAGAGAAACUCGUCUUAAUGAGCCUUUUGCAAAAGACAUGACAAGCAUGGUUAAUGAAGUUACAAGUGUUUUGUUAAAAGAACUUCAAGAAAAACCAUUUGCAUUUUUUGGUCACAGUUUUGGAUCUUACCUGAGUUUUGCAGUGGCACUACAUUUGAAAGAAAAGUAUGGACUAGAGCCGGUCCAUCUUUUUGUGUCAGGGGCACAUGCCCCAAAUUCUGAAGCAAUUCUUCCAAUCAAAAGCAUUUCUGUAUCUGAUGCAAAAGAUGAAGAAGUUAUCGAAUAUCUACAAACUGUAGGAGGAACUCCUUCUGUGCUUCUCCAUAACGAAGACAUUAGGAAAAAUCUGCUACUUACUUUUAAAGAAGACUUUAGAGUGUUUCAGACAUUUUCGACUACUUUUUAUGUUCACAGUUUUGAGAAGGCAGAAAUGGAUAUCCCCUUCUCUUGUGAUAUUACCUGCUUUAAUGGGGGUGAUGAUAAACCAUAUGAUUUACAAGGUUGGCAAGAACUAACAAGUGGAGAUACAUCCUUUUAUGAGCUUCCUGGAGGUCACUUUUAUCUGCUAGAACCCUCUAAUGAAAUUUUCUUGACAAAACACAUAACAAGAUGCAUAGAAAAUGCCGGUCUGUGACUAUUUCCCUCAAUUUUAAUAGCAGAAGGUGUAAUAUUAGUCCACAGCACUUCAUAAGUCAUUAUUUCUGUAUGCAGUUAUGCCUGAGUUGUUCUGUUCGUCCUCUGUAAUCCUUUAAAGGGGGAGUUUCCUGGGUUUUUCUGAAAAUAAACAUUGGCUUUGUCUUAAAAAAACCAGGUUUCAUCUUUUCCCUCUUCUCAUCUUGCAUGUGCACAAACUCUUCACUUCAUUCCAUAACCUCAUUUGAAAAAAAUGACAGCUAUGUUAUUUUACUUGUAGAGCUUCUGUUUGCCUGCUCCUGUAAAAAUGCUAAAUAUAAUUUAAUACCCACAAAAAUCCACAAUUCUUACAGAAAGCUUAAUUUAUUAGGUUCAAAUUUAUUUAGAAUAAGAUACAAUCUAAAAAUAGAGUAUGUAUAUAAAUACCCAUUACAGUCAGCUUAUGCUUAAAAGAUAUUA
Chiroxiphia lanceolata (lance-tailed manakin) is the source of this 2259-nucleotide messenger RNA. RefSeq names its product oleoyl-ACP hydrolase (gene OLAH). Gene Ontology annotation, biological process: lipid biosynthetic process. NCBI's taxonomy places the organism in Eukaryota, Metazoa, Chordata, Aves, Passeriformes, Pipridae. The coding region runs from base 941 to 1801 and encodes 286 amino acids. The transcript is spliced from 11 exons. The record is from RefSeq and is a predicted model, not a curated record.